AUGUUAUUAUCACUCAUUGAUUUACCAUUCAAAUUAGAUAAAGAUAAUUUCAAUAUUUUCAUUAUAAUAUCAUUUAUAUUAUCAACUUUAUCAUCAUUAUUAUGGUUUUAUAAUUCAAAAUCAAAUCCCCCAAAACCAUUACCUUCCAAACUUGCUCAAAAUAAUAAAAGAAAACCAGGUCAUUGGAUCCCAGAAGAUUAUAAAUUUCCUAAACCACAACCAUAUCCAAAUUGGAAUAUUUAUGAUUCAGAUCCAAUUGCUUAUAGACCUUUUAAACAUAAAUAUAAUGUUACUAUGGGUAUAAGAAAUAUGAAUCCUGAAGAAUGGAUUGAAAUUGAUAAUAAAUGGUUAGAAUUCCAUGAAUUAAAGAAACAAAGAUUACAAACAAAAGGAAAAGAUUUAUAUGGAACUUUACCAAUUGCUUAUGAUGCUUCAUUGGAAUUAUUAGAUGAAUUGAAAAAUUAUUUACCUGAACGUUAUCCAUCAAUGUUUAAAUAUAAUUCCACAACAGGUGUCUUAUCAAAUUUAAUCACUGGUGAAGAUUGGGGAACUUUUGAUCUUAAAACCAAAGAAAUUGAUCCAAUGUUUAUUAUAACUAAUUUAUUACAAGAUGAUAUUGCAAUAAUGAUUGAACUUGAGGAUGGUCAAUAUUAUUUAAAAGCUGGUGCUAUUGUCCUUCCAGGUUUUUGGAGAUUAACAGAUAAAUUAAACAUGCCAUUAUCAGAAAUACAUACUUCAGGAGAUGUACCAAAAUAUAAUACUCAUCUCAAGAAAUCAAUGGAAAAAUUCUUUACAAGAUUAAAACCUGAAACUUCUGUGUUAAGAAAUAAUUAUUUUAUCCAAACUGAUAAACAUCUUGAUUGGUCUUCAAGUAUUGGGAAAGAAUCUGAACAAGGGGUUGGUUGGUAUACUGCACCCGUUGCAACUGAUAUAAAUCAAAUUUAUUAUAGAUCUGAAAGACAAAGUUUAAGAAAAUUACCCAAGACAGGUGCUGUGGUUUUCACUAUAAGAACUUAUUUCAUUCCAAUUAUUGAAAUUGUUGAUGAACCUUAUGUUCCAUUAAGAUUAUUAAAUGGAUUAACUAGUUGGAGUAAUGAUGUUAGAGAAUAUAAAGGUUUUAAUAAAUUUAAAGAUGUUUUGUUACCUUAUUUGGAAGGGAAGGCUAAAGAACAAGAGGUUUUGGGGUAUACAAGAGAAAAUGAAAAAGAUAAUUUCCCACUUUAA
This is a messenger RNA of Hansenula ciferrii, 1224 nucleotides long. RefSeq names its product heme-dependent oxidative N-demethylase family protein. The record is from RefSeq and is a predicted model, not a curated record. Bases 1 to 1224 code for a protein of 407 amino acids. The transcript has a single exon. Lineage: Eukaryota; Fungi; Ascomycota; Saccharomycetes; Phaffomycetales; Wickerhamomycetaceae.